GCGAGGACCAUAUAAAAGCUCGCCAUAGAAAAAGCGAGCGCAAUCCACCUCCUGCGAAAACCCUAAUCUCCUCACAGUCAGCUGCAGCACAGCGCGUUCGCUCGCUCGACCUCGGCUCUCCAUCGAACAUGGCGGAUGUGGAGGCAGAUGUCGCGGUCGCAGGGCAGCCGAAGAAGAGGACGUUCAAGAAGUUCAGCUUCAGGGGCGUCGACCUCGAUGCGCUCCUCGACAUGUCCACCGACGAGCUCGUCAAGCUCUUCACCGCCCGAGCUCGCAGAAGGUUCCAGAGAGGUUUGAAGCGGAAGCCGAUGGCCUUGAUCAAGAAGCUGCGCAAGGCGAAAAGGGAGGCCCCUGCGGGUGAGAAGCCCGAACCAGUAAGGACCCACCUGCGGAACAUGAUCAUAGUUCCCGAGAUGAUUGGAAGCAUCAUUGGAGUUUACAAUGGCAAGACUUUUAAUCAAGUUGAGAUCAAACCUGAAAUGAUUGGCCACUAUCUUGCUGAGUUCUCCAUCUCGUAUAAACCCGUUAAGCAUGGAAGACCCGGUAUCGGUGCUACCCAUUCCUCUCGCUUCAUUCCCCUCAAGUAAAAACACAGUGUGUUCCAUGACAUAUUUUCUUAUUGUUCGUCCAUUUUGAAGCAGUUGUUGGAGACACUAGAUUUUGAUACUCAAUUUUGAUGUCCUUCUAGUUAAGUUUGUUGUGCUUUUGUUGCCGGCGAACCUUAAAUUUGAAUUCGGAACUUCACCCAGUUUUCUCGUUUA
Molecule: messenger RNA, 761 nt
Organism: Syzygium oleosum
Lineage: Eukaryota; Viridiplantae; Streptophyta; Magnoliopsida; Myrtales; Myrtaceae
Product: 40S ribosomal protein S15-4
Exons: 4
Coding region: 129-587 (152 amino acids)
Biological process (GO): translation; ribosomal small subunit assembly
Cellular component (GO): cytosolic small ribosomal subunit; ribosome
Molecular function (GO): structural constituent of ribosome; RNA binding
Source: RefSeq, a predicted model, not a curated record